AUGGACGGUGCACUCACCCGGCAGCCAAGAGGGACGAUUAGUGUCGUGGUAGCUCCCAAUAAAGAUAAAUUUACAAAGGGUGCACUGUCUGAGGCUAAAGAAUCUGUAUAUAAUGUUAUCCUUACGGGCAAGGAUGAAAUAUUUAUAGAUUUGUUAGAAGUCGCUG
This is a messenger RNA of Entrophospora candida, 166 nucleotides long. The record is from the annotation of a GenBank genome assembly. Lineage: Eukaryota; Fungi; Glomeromycota; Glomeromycetes; Entrophosporales; Entrophosporaceae.